This is a messenger RNA of Daldinia caldariorum, 1345 nucleotides long. RefSeq names its product alpha/beta-hydrolase. The record is from RefSeq and is a predicted model, not a curated record. Lineage: Eukaryota; Fungi; Ascomycota; Sordariomycetes; Xylariales; Hypoxylaceae. The transcript has 2 exons. The coding region runs from base 409 to 1218 and encodes 269 amino acids.
CGUUAAUAGGUCACUACUAUACACUGCAUACUUGAUAUUCUACGUGCUACUGCUUCUAGUAUUCACUCUAUGUACGACAUACAUCACGGGAUCCUUCUGACAAAGCAUCACUAUGACCUAAGCACGAGUUCCCCACGCUCCAACAUCAAGAAUGCACGUCAUAGCGACCCCCCUCCAUUCCAACCUAUUCAGGAGGAAACUACUUGCGAGUUACACCAAAGCACGCGUAUGCUGGGAUCCCGCAGUGGGAGCAUUCGGCAACUUGCCGUACCGGUCUUGAUGUACUUGGAACAUGAACUACGUACCUUAUUCCAAAAAAUCAUAAGCUGGUGUAUAAAGAAGGGUGUUCUUCUUGUAGUGUAAGGGUAUACACGAUAACCACCGUUAUACCUUACUAUCUCGUUCAACAUGGCUUCGCAAAUUAGGUCGUCCGGUUACGUACCCCGAGAUUCCGUUCAACUUUUCUACGAACGCGAGGGCAGCAGUGGAGCCAGAAGUAUUCUGUUCGUCCACGGCCUUGGAGGUACCACGAAUACCUUCCAACCGCUGGUUUCCGGUUUGCAAGAUUUCGAUCUAGUUCGCUUCGACUGGGCAGGUCAUGGUCGGAGUUCUCUACCCAAGAGUACAAGCGUUGAGUCAUACUUGGCAGACUGCGAAGCAAUAAUUCGCCACUUAGAAUUGAAAGACAUUCUCGUCGUGGGUCACUCAUUUGGAGGGCUCAUCAGUCUUCACCUUGCAGCGAAGCACCCUGAUAUCGUAAAAGGGGUUGUAGCUUUUGGUCCCGUCAGACCGCCUCCUGAAGCGGGCCAGAAAGCACUUGCUGAUCGUGCCACCGCUGUUCGAAAUCAGGGAAUGGGAGCAGUUGCUGAUGCGGUAGUGUCAAAUGCAUUCUCGCCUAAGUCAUUGGUUAACAAGAAAGGAGAGGUGGCACUGGCUAGAGAGAUGCUGACGAGACAGGACCCGAGAGGGUAUGCUUUGGCUUUGGAUGCUCUGGCAGGAAGUUCGGAGCCUGCGUGGAAGCAGAUUAAGGCCAAUGUUCUAGUUCUUACUGGUGAAGAAGACAAGAUAUCUACAGCUACAGCAGGAGCUGAUAUAGUGAAGGAAAUUAGACCGGGAGCAAAGCGGGUCGUUUUCAAGGACACAGGUCAUUGGCAUACAUUGGAGAGUACGGAGGAGUCAGUCAAGGCUAUAAUUUCGGUCGCGAAGGAUAUUACAUGAUGUCCUAGUGCUUAGAGAAGAUAUGGUGACUCUGGUUGUCCUUUGCUUGGACACUAGUAUUUUAUGCCGAUAGGAUUUAGAAUAUUAGAACCAAUACAUCAUGGCACUGCGCUUCCCUUAUUAGGCC